GCCGGUAGUUUCUAAAAUAUUCCUAGAUAUCAGUCAUUUCCAUUAGAACAUCCUUCCAGUACCUGAUGGGAAUACCAAUACAUUGAAACGUUAAAUCAACAGGAAGCUGGAGCCUAUUAUGACAUAGAUUGUAUAUUUGUAUUUGAAUGAGGUUUUCACUGUGAAUGAGUCUGUUUGAUAAAUAUGCCGCGCGCCCCGAAGUCUGUUCACUCUGAGAGUGUCAAAGUGGUGCUUCGCUGCCGACCACUCAACAACAAGGAGAUCACCAGUAGAUAUGAAAAGAUCUUGGAGAUUGAUUCAAAAAGGGGACAGAUAACGCUAAGAAAUCCAAAGAAAAAGGAUGAAGAACCGCGAGAAUACACCUUCGAUGCUGUGUAUGACAGCAACUCGACUCAGGUGGAGCUGUACGAUGAGACGUUUCGUCCGCUGGUCGACUCCGUCCUUCAGGGCUUCAACGGAACCAUAUUCGCCUACGGACAGACGGGCACCGGCAAAACGUACACCAUGGAAGGUGUUCGCGACGACCCUGAGCUGCGCGGUAUCAUCCCCCGCUCGUUUGACCACAUAUUCGGCCACAUCGAGCAGUCGGAGAACUGCCAAUACCUGGUGCGCGCCUCCUACCUGGAGAUCUACCAGGAGGAAAUACGUGACCUUCUCCACAAGGACCAGCAUCAGCGUCUGGAGCUGAAGGAGCGGCCCGACACGGGCACAUACGUCAAGGAUCUGUCGUCCUUCGUCUGCAAGUCCGUCAAGGAGAUCGAGCACGUCAUGUCGGUGGGCAACAGCAACAGAAGUGUUGGAGCAACCAACAUGAACGAGCACAGCUCGCGCUCCCACGCCAUAUUCCUGGUGACGGUCGAGUGUUCGGAGCGCGGCGCGGAUGGGGAGGACCACAUCCGAGUGGGGAAGCUGAACAUGGUGGAUCUGGCGGGCAGCGAGCGACAGGCAAAGACCGGCGCCACGGGAGAGCGUCUGAAGGAGGCGACCAAGAUCAACCUGUCGCUGUCGGCGCUGGGGAACAUCAUCUCUGCGCUGGUGGACGGCAAGUCGUCCCACAUCCCCUACCGAGACUCCAAGCUCACCCGGCUCUUCCAGGACUCUCUGGGAGGCAACGCCAAGACUGUAAUGGUGGCCAACAUCGGCCCGGCCUCCUACAACUACGACGAAACGCUGAGCACCCUGCGGUACGCCAACCGAGCCAAGAACAUCAAGAACAAGCCCAAGAUCAACGAGGACCCCAAGGACGCGCUGCUCAGGGAGUUCCAAAGCGAGAUUGAAAAACUCAAGGCCCAGCUGCGGAGUCGGGCCGGCGGCGGGGAGAAAUGGCGCCGGAGACGGGCGCGCCACGGUACCGGUACCGGCGGGACGGACGGGGCCGGCUCCGAACACGAGCUGACCCCAGAGGAGGUCCUGGAGCAGGAGCGGGCCCGCCUGGAGAUGGAGCGCAGCGCCAUCGAGAACGACCAGAGCCUCAUCGCCGAGGAGCGUGAGCGUCUGCUGGCGGAGCUGCACAGAAAGGACGAGCAGCUGGAGCGGGAGCACCAGGCGCACGAGCGGCUGGCCGACAAAAUCCAGGCCAUGGAGUCGAAACUGCUGUCGGGCGCCGGCCGGACGAUCGCCGACACGACCAACCAGCAGCAGCGGGAACUGGAGCUCAGCCGACAGCGCAUCGCCGAACAAAAGGCUCGUGAGCGGGAGAUGCUGCAGCGGCUGGAGGAGCAGGAGGGCUCCCGGCUGGACAUCCAGCAGACCUUCCAGUCGCUCCAGCAGGAGGUGGACGUCAAGACCAAGAAGCUGAAGAAGCUCUUCAACAAGCUGCAGGCGGUGAAGCGCGAGAUCGUCGAUACGUCCGAGGAAUUUCAGGUGGAGCGGCGAGAACUCGAGGAGACGCAGAACUCGCUGCUCAAGGAGCUGAAGCUCAAGUGUCUGAUCCUGGAGAACUUUGUGCCGGCCGAGGAGCGGGCCAAGCUGCUGCAGCGCGCCGUGCUGGAUGAGGACGAGGACCGUUGGCGGCUGGCGGAGCGGGGCGGACCGGCGCGCCUGGGCCGCCGACCCGUCAGUGCCGCCGGGUACCGACGCCCCGUCUCCGAGUACGCCCGGCUGGCCGGAUCUGUGCACGGAGGCACCCGAUAUAAGGGUGAGAACGUGAUGCUGCUGGAGCUGGACAUGCCGGCACGCACCACGCGCGACUACCGCGGCCCGGUGGUGGCUCCGCGCUACCAGGCCGCCCUCGAGGCGGCGCUCACACCCCAGGAGGACGAGAUCAGUGUGAACGCGGCGCCGGCGGCGGCCGAGUCCCGGUUCAGGGUCCGCGCCAGCCGCUCUGAACAGCCGGCAGCAGGGAGCAAGCCGGCGCGGCGGCGUCCGCCGUCAAAGAGUACCACCGCUGCAGCAGCGGCACCUGCCAACCACUACCCCCAGCCGCGCGGACUGGUGCCGAAAUAACAGUGCUUAUCAACAAGCCUUCCCGCUCAGUCACGGAGGGAAGUCGGAGUGCAGUGUUAGUCACCGUGGGGACGAGAGAGGUCAUAUCGCCUGGGCUGUAUGAGCGAAAAGCGCAGAGUGGGAUAGGACGUUGGUUAGCGUGCUCCUGGAAUGUUUCUGACGGAUUACGAAGGGAAGAUGUUUCUCAAGUGAUUCGUGGCAGAGUGGUGGAAGUGGAGGUCUUACACGACUUGGCGGGAUCGUCACAAGUCUUUCCGUUGAGAACCUAGAAGCGAUGGAAAUUGUGAGCGGGUGAUUCUAAGGUGUGUUAGUGAGAUUGGGAGGUGCGGCUUUGAUUGCUCCCCGGCGCAUUACAUCAUUCCAAGAGCUCGCCAGUAUCUUCAGAAACGUCUGCUGAUGAAGUGGAACAGGGACUGGCGUGAUCACACCGGAUACCGAUUUUAGCAGGUUAGCACUGCGCUCCUUUAGUGAGUCGUGACGAUCGCCAUUCCUUUAUUGUAGCGCAGUGUGUGACAGGGAUUCUGUGAAGCACAGCGAGUGAUAUGAUGGGAGAGAACUCUGAUCGGCCAUGUAUUUGGGAGUGCCGGAGUGUCGGCGUGUGGUGAGUCCAGCGUCGCUGAGUGCUCUGAGAAAACGAGGGUCGAAUGCUCAGACGGGGUGGAUGUCACGCUCAUUUAGCUCAUCCGUAAGAAAUGAAGACGGGGACAGGGUCCAUUGGUGACCUGUGAGCCGCCGAGGGUUCUCUGUACGGCCUUAUUACGCGGUAACCACUCCGCUCGCCUGCCGCGCUCGCCUGCUGCGCCGCCGCGUUUUGUACCGUGUCGUCCGCACUGUCCGCGCACCGUGCCGUGUCUGUAAUCCGCACCGCCCGCACACAGAAGGCGCUUCCGAGCUUCGCUUCCAGUCGGCGCUUCACUCAGUUCAGGGUCCCAUGCAGAGAAUCACGGCCGCAGUUGCUGCCGCGCUCAGUUCUGGCAUAAACCGCUGCAGGGAGAGUUACGGAGUGGUGCUAAUGUAAACCGCUAGUCAGGGUGGCCUUGUCGCUGCCCGCUGUGUUCCUUUCUAGUCCCGCGGAGAUAGUGCCUGGUGAACCCACUGCUGUCGUGCUCUGAUGGACCAGUCGGGUGGGUUCUAAGCUGAAUUCACGCGGCUUCGCGUGUGGCGCCUCGUGCAGGGUUCAUGUGGACGGUUUGAUGAUGGGAUACCGCUGCUCACAGAGAGUGCCCCACUGCUCGUCCACGUGCUCCUCGAGCGAUGUUGAUGAGAUACGCCCAUGAGACGGAGAUUCCGCUUUGAAACGGAGCCAAAGAUUACUGAAUAUCGCUGUUUAUUAUGUUGUGCUGGAGGUAUUGCAAUGACUGUUCUGUAAUGCGAGUCAUUGUGCAGAUGUUCUGUCUCACCCUGAGGCAAUUAUGUUACGGACAUCGGUUUGAUUAUGUUUUGAGACCGGUGUCCUCGGCCAAAUGGCAGUGCAAAUGCUACGCUGAAUUUCUUCAUGUUUCGCUUGACAGUAUUUCGCAUUUGUUGUCACUCCAGUAUAUUCUGAAGAACCAUGAAUACAUGCAUUCACACGA
Amphibalanus amphitrite is the source of this 4019-nucleotide messenger RNA. Its product is annotated as kinesin-like protein KIF3B. The record is from RefSeq and is a predicted model, not a curated record. The coding region runs from base 184 to 2445 and encodes 753 amino acids. The transcript has 16 exons. NCBI's taxonomy places the organism in Eukaryota, Metazoa, Arthropoda, Thecostraca, Balanomorpha, Balanidae. Gene Ontology annotation, biological process: microtubule-based movement. Gene Ontology annotation, molecular function: ATP binding; microtubule motor activity; microtubule binding.